AAACAUGCGCUCGCACCCGCUGCGUCUAAGAAGUUGGGUUGGAGCUGGUUGGAGAUGUCUGCACAGACUUGUCUUCGGCCAACCGUUCACUCAUUAUGCCAACAUAUAAUGAAAAGAUAAAAAUAAUAUAGACGAUAAUACUAAUAGCUAUUAGGUUCAUGGAUGUCAUUUCAUGAUGGUAGAAAAAAGCGGUAUUCAUACCGUUGGAUUUUACUAAACUUCCCCGCUACUUGCCUGAAGAACCAUCGCUCAGCCGGUCAUUAAGUCUUCGACUACUGGCAAGACUGGUGUUGCCCCACUCUGGUUUCUUUAGCAUCUACAGCAGACACAGAUCAAAAUGUCAUCUCUAAACCGAAACAAAGGCUUCCGAAAUGCUGGAAACACAUGUUUCAUCAAUGCAGCUCUACAGGUCGUGUUCAGUUCUCCGUUGGUAAUGCGUCGACUGCGGGAUCACUACAACAACAACAACAAAUGUCCGGGAGCUGCCACCUGCGUUGCAUGCGCCGUCGUGACAGACUAUGACACAUUGUCGGCUGCUACUUCAGACGAUCCAGAGAACGUUCUUAAUCUUUUAAAAAAACUCAUGCCUCAUAUGGAGCCUGGAAGUCAGCAGGAUAGUCACGAGUUUCUCCUCAACCUCCUGAAUGCCAUCAACAAUCAGCUGGCUCAGCAUUGCAAUGCAUGCAUUAGUAAAGGAAAGCAGGUUCACUACACCGAGUGCCAAAAUUGCCCUUCACGACGAGAAAAUAGCGAGCUCUUUUGGGGAUUUGAAAUCCCGAUCAGACACACUGUUGAGGAGGGCCUCUCCGAGUGUUUCCGCGCUGCCCUGCUGGAGGUGGACUGCGAGUGCAAGAAGAAGGCCCCCACCACAAGAUUCCUGAAGAUCGUGACCAUGCCCGAGAUCCUCAUUGUGCAGUUGGGAAGGUUUCAGUUUGAAAACGACAGGAUUUUCCGCGUGAGGGAUGUGUCGGUGAUUCCGUUCCGGCUGGACCUGAGGGAAUACCAGGACCGCGGUGCCUCCGACUCCUCGCCCCCGAAGGCCACGGCGGCCACCUUCAAGUGCGUGGGGCUGGUGCUGCACUACGGCAACUCAGCCAACGAGGGGCACUAUCGGGCCGCGGCCGUUGUCGAGGGCGGUCGUUGGCGUCUGUUUGACGACCGCGUGGUGAAAUCUGCGUCAUGGGCUACGAUUCAAGAGUCGGACGAAGUUUACUUCGCUCUUUACGAGAGGUUCCAGGAGUUCCAGGAGGGCGAGAGUCCCUCGCCACCGCCAUGGCGGCCACACCACGCGGCCUUCCGCCGGACGUACUCCGCCGCCGCAUUCAAACUGGGCAAGCAUCCACCGCGCUCCCAUUCGGGUGGCGCGUUCUUCCCCCGGGUGGCUUCCACCCCCAAAACCUCGGAUGCCUUCGACUUCGCGCUGUCCUCCGACUCUACCUCUCUGCCCGCGGCGUCCACGGCGCUGGCGGCCACGAACACGCCCGCGCGAUCUUCAUCCAGCUCCGCCACCGAGUCCGCCACCCGUCUGCCCGCGCGACUGGCGCCCCUGGACGGCAGCUUCCCGUCCGUCGUCAGGGACCCCCUGGACGGCACUCCAUCCAGCAGGUCCAGCAGCUCGGCGCUGCAGCUGCUCGGCAAGCUCAGGGCAUCAUCCUCGUCCUCAGCGACCACCGAGAAGGCCAAGGCCAAGGCCCCGCAGUGGCGCACGCCGCAUCAACCCCCGCGUGCGCUGACGGGCGCCCGACUCGACUGGAGCACCGGGCCAGUCGAAGAACGCUCCACCUUGCACGGAACUCUUGAUUUCUCGGUCUUGCCGGCGUCGGUCGGGACGCCGUCGCUGCUCGAGUCGAGCACUGCCUCUGCGCCGGUGGCGCAGGUGCUCAUCGCCCCCAAGUGGCGGACGAGCCCCAUCGCUGUGACGGCGCCUCUGCAGACCGCCACCGACCUGCCCAGCCCGGACAGCCCGUCGUCCCGGUGGACCACCACGCCCAACAAUGAGCGGCUGUCGUGGUGCCGGCCUGACGCGGCCAAGCCUGGCAAGCCUGGCAAGCUCCUCACCAAGUACGACACCAGCUCGUCCGACGAUGACCGCCUGCCCUCCGCCCGCUUCGAGGCGUCGCCGCCGCCGCGGCCCUUCAAGUGCCAGUCGUGCGGCAAGGCGUUCCGCGCCGAGGCGGCCCUGCUGCGCCACGAGGUGCGGCAUUCCCUGUGGCUGCUGCCGGACAGCAGGCCGCGCGCGUGCCGACAGUGCCGGCAACAGUUCCCGUCGCUGGAGUCUCUGCACCGCCACAUGAGGAAGCACACGCUGGGCUCCGGCCCCUCCGGUCUCGGGUGCCCGAGGGACUGCGGCAUCCAGUUCCCAGACCCCGGUUUGCUGCAACGGCACCUGGACGCCCACGGCAAGCCGCAAUUUGCCAAGUGGAGAGAGAGCCCCAACGUGGAGGGAAACAAGGAACACUUGUGCAAAACGUGCAAGGGACACUUCCAGGAUUGCAAAACUUUGUCACGCCAUCGGAAAGCCUUUGGGGAGGGACGAUUGAGAAAACCGUGCAGCUCUUGUAAAAGGCGUUCUGCUCGGAGACUCAAGAAACUAGACUACUUGACGAGGAUCGUCCCGUGGCAGAAGCAUCGUGAUGCCAUUCCCUUUCAGUAGUAGGAAUAACGUCUGAAGCACAGCACUGCUACCUCUUAGACUCAAAAUCAGGCCGAUCAGGGACCAGCAAACCAGGCGAUGCAUUUUCAGCUCUACUGAGGCUACUGAGCAAACCGCGGUUAAACUGGAUACAGUCUAGCCAACCGUAGGCCGACCCCCCUAUCCGCGGGGCAAGCUAUU
Messenger RNA from Thrips palmi, 2833 nucleotides. RefSeq names its product ubiquitin carboxyl-terminal hydrolase 42-like. The record is from RefSeq and is a predicted model, not a curated record. Gene Ontology annotation, biological process: protein deubiquitination. Gene Ontology annotation, cellular component: nucleus; cytosol. Bases 338 to 2653 code for a protein of 771 amino acids. The transcript has 8 exons. Lineage: Eukaryota; Metazoa; Arthropoda; Insecta; Thysanoptera; Thripidae. Gene Ontology annotation, molecular function: cysteine-type deubiquitinase activity; cysteine-type endopeptidase activity.